CGCCGUGCCGUGCCGUGCUGUGCAGGAGAGCAGGGGAUCCCGGAGAGCAGAGCGAGGAGGCGUGCGGGCGAGUGCGGCUGCCUGCUUUGCUUCCGACGCGCGUGCCCUCGGAAUCGGUUGGAUUCCCCACCCAAUUCCCGUCGCCAUGGCCGCGCCGCCUUCUCCUUCGUCCCCCUCCUCGUCUGGCGAGGUCGCCGCCCACAGAUUCGGCGGCACCAUGGAUGCAUCAUCAUCGCCCUCAAGGACAGAGUUGUUGACCAUGGUGAAGAAGCACUCACAUUUGAUUGGGUGGACAAUUGUUGAUGCUGAGGAUGAUGCAUCAGAUGUAGGAAUGGAUGAUAAAUUCUGGCAUGAAAUGCUCGAUCUAUUCUUUGUGCGUGGCAGGCAACCAAAAAGAAGUGAAGAUGACGACCUCGUCUUCUUUGUUAAUAACAUGAAAUUGCAUGGUUAUGGUUUUAAUGAUAACAUGGAAGAUCCGCCUCCCUUUUUUGUACGGAGAUGGGCUCCCACGCAGCUUGAGAAGAUCAGUAUUAAUACAGUGGAGGUUGAUUGGGAACGUUCAUUCUAUUUGAAUUUAAUUGCUCACACGUCGUACACUGUCACUGUUGCAAUAUUUGGCAUUGGAGAUCUUCGCAACCGUGCAGCGAAAAGCAAACAGCUGUCUCCAGUUUAUAAGGUUACAAAAACUGUAUACGCGUCCCCUAGCCGUGUAAAUUUUCAUCUUGACCGAAGGAAGGCUGUAGAAACAGUACCAGCAUAUCCCAACAUCUUUUUCUCAGUAGACGACUUUGAUGAUACUUUUGAUGCUGUGCAGGUUUUGUCAGAUCCUGAACACUGCUAUUGUGUGAUUCUCAAUGCACAUGAUGGGGCAGCAUUUCCUGAAGAAACUGAGUCCAAGAAUCCUGUUUCAAAUAUACAGCCUGGAGUGAGCUGUGGGAGUGCCCAAGAAAAACCACCAAAGAGAACUCUCUUCUCAGGUUACGUGAGCUACCAAAACGUCCGUGAGGCUUAUGAUGCUGGCAGAUCAAAAUUUGGGAGCUUCCUCUCACUUGGGCAUGACCACAAUAAGCUUGACAGACUUUUCAUGAGGGGCCCAGAAGGACGUGGAGAGGUGGAAGUAGCUGUCUGUGGCAUUGCAGAUCAGAGCCGUGAGAAGUCAAAGAAAGAUCCAGGAGAUAGCUUUCGAGUCCUUGUUCACAGAGCAGCUUCUGCUGCAUCAAAGCUAGCGAAGCAUGCUUAUGAUUCUGCAUCUGCUAACAAACGGAUGGAUGAUGAGCUUGUGCCUCUGAAGUGCUGCUUGAUGUCUGUGUCUCUUCCUUGGGACUACAUUGCCCAUGAUCUUUUGCACAAGGACACACCUCCAUUGGAUCUAUGAAGGCAGAUCUUUACUACCAGUCAUAGGACGAAUCCAGGCAUAAUGAAAUUAAGACAGAAUCAAAAUGGAAGCGAGAUGUACAUGUGUACUUUUAGAUCAAAUAUAUGUAAAGUGAGUUUUGCAACGUGCUUGUGCACAGAUGAUCAUACUAUGUAAAUAUGUUGUUAUUUGUUCUUUCGUUGCUCUGUUCUUUAUCAGUAAA
Molecule: messenger RNA, 1577 nt
Organism: Sorghum bicolor (sorghum)
Lineage: Eukaryota; Viridiplantae; Streptophyta; Magnoliopsida; Poales; Poaceae
Exons: 12
Coding region: 146-1375 (409 amino acids)
Source: RefSeq, a predicted model, not a curated record